Leptonychotes weddellii (Weddell seal) is the source of this 2166-nucleotide messenger RNA. Lineage: Eukaryota; Metazoa; Chordata; Mammalia; Carnivora; Phocidae. The record is from RefSeq and is a predicted model, not a curated record.
AACUUUUCUAUACUGGGUUAAUGACUCUUCUAUAGAAUCAAAUCUCUAAGGAACCUUCUUUGAUAGUAAACACUAGAAAAUAGACACAUCCAAAACUCAUCUAUUGCCUGGUUCCCUAUACAUCAGUCCAACAAAUCUGUCAGAAUAGCUAAUCUCAUUAUUUGCAAGGCUUCGGACUGCAGUUUUCUAAGUAGACUCCGAGCGCCGCUGUUGGCCAAUGCGCUGCAAGAACUGGAGUCCACGAUCUACCUAAGUGGUUUUCUGCGCAGUCACGGAAGCAGUUCUGAAAGGAGAUAAAGUCCAGAUUCGGGCUCUCUGCUCAGCAAAUGAUUCUGGAAUAUGGAAUGGAAUGCCUUGAAACAGAGUGUUGAGUUUUCUACGCAUUAGCAGUAAAUAUUUUAAACACAAUUUGUAAAGCAUCUUCUCGUUACAUCUGAGGCUGCAGCAGUGAAGAAAAUGAUGGGAACUAGGGCGAAGCAGAGGAGCCAUACCGGGCAGCGGCAAGUACUCUUUCCCUUCCUGCUGCCUUUGUUCUGUGGGGGGCUCUCUGAGCAGAUCCGCUACUCUAUUCCUGAAGAAAUGGCCAGGGGCUCAGUAGUAGGGAACCUUGCUGAAGACCUGGGGCUGCAUGUACGGGAUUUACUGAACCGCAACCUCAGAGUUAGCGCAGAGAAACAAUACUUUACCAUAAACAGGGAGAAUGGCAACAUACUUGUCAGUGACAGAAUAGAUAGGGAGUCGCUCUGUCCCCAAAGCACCCUGUGUGUUGUGCCCCUAGAGAUCGUGGCAGAGAAUCCUCUAAAUGUUUUUCAUAUAACGGUGAGGAUAGAAGAUAUAAAUGACAAUCCACCGUAUUUCCCCCAAAAUAGCAUUGUUUUACAAAUCAAUGAACUUGCAAUUCUAGGAACUCAGUUUGGUCUGGAAUCCGCUAUAGAUGCAGAUGUAGGACCUAACUCUCUCCAGAGUUACCAACUCAGCUAUAAUGAGUAUUUCUCUCUGAUGGUGAAGGAUAAGAUUGAAGGCAAGAAUGCCCCAGAAUUAAUAUUGGAGAAGCCCCUGGACCGGGAACACCAGAGCUCCCAUUUUCUAGUCCUGACCGCAAUGGAUGGGGGUGACCCAGUCCGAAGUGGCACCAUUCAAAUCAGGAUUGAGGUCACUGAUGCCAACGAUAACCCCCCAGUGUUCAGUCAGGAUGUGUACAAAGUUAGCCUUCCAGAGAACUUGCCCUUGGGCACCUCUGUGCUCAAGGUGACAGCCAUCGACCAGGAUGAGGGCAUCAAUGCAGAGAUCACCUACUCCUUCAAAACACUAAGAGAUAUUGGAAAUAUGUUUAUGCUAGACCAUCAAAAUGGAGAAAUUAAAUCCAAAGGUCCUAUAGACUUCGAAAUUAGGAGUAGUUAUACCAUGAGCAUAGAAGCCAAGGAUGGUGGAGGCAUGGCCACUGAAUGUAAAAUUAUAAUAGAAAUUUUAGAUGAGAAUGACAAUGCCCCAGAGGUUAUUUUCACUUCAGUGUCUAAUUCCAUAACCGAGGGUGCAGAACACGGGAUGGUGAUUGCUCUGUUCAAAACACAUGACAAAGAUUCGGGCCAAAAUGGAGAGGUCACAUGCCUCAUAAAAGAAACAGUUCCUUUCAGAAUUGAAUCUUCUGCCAAUAAUUACUACAAGCUUGUAACAGAUGGGUCCUUGGACCGGGAGAAGACCCCUUCGUACAAUGUCACUAUCACAGCCACUGACAGGGGAAAGCCACCCCUUUCCUCCAGCUCAAGUAUCACUCUGCACAUCGAAGAUGUCAACGACAAUGCUCCAGUUUUUGAACAGGCUUUCUAUUUGGUCCACAUUGCCGAGAACAACCCUCCGGGUGCCUCCAUCGCCCAAGUCAGCGCCUCCGACCCCGACGUGGGGCCCAACGGUCGCGUCUCCUACUCCAUCGUGGCCAGCGACCUGGAGCCACGCGCGCUGGCGUCCUACGUGUCCGUGAGCGCGCAGAGCGGGGUGGUGUUCGCGCAGCGCGCCUUCGACCACGAGCAGCUGCGCGCCUUCGAGCUGACCCUGCAGGCCCGCGACCAGGGCUCGCCCGCACUCAGCGCCAACAUGUCAGCGACCGCCCGGCGCCCUCUGACCCCCAGGCUGAGCUGCAGUUUUACCUGGUGGUGGCUUUGGCCUUGA